Molecule: messenger RNA, 3072 nt
Organism: Miscanthus lutarioriparius
Lineage: Eukaryota; Viridiplantae; Streptophyta; Magnoliopsida; Poales; Poaceae
Source: the annotation of a GenBank genome assembly
AUGGCAACCGUACUUGAUCCUAUUGUUGGAUCAUGUGCCAAGAAGUUGCAAGAUGUAAUAACAGAGAAGGCUGUUAUGAUUCUAGGGGUAAAAGAAGAGCUCAGAGAAAUGCAGAGAACAAUGAAACAAAUACAAUGCUUCCUUGAUGACGCUGAGCAAAGAAGGACAGUAGAGUCAGCGGUUAACAACUGGCUUGGAGACCUGAAAGAUGCAAUGUAUGAAGCCGAUGAUAUAAUAGAUUUGGCUAGAUUAGAAGGAAGCAAACUGCUAGCAGACCGUCCAUCAUCAUCUAAAAACAUUGCUUCAUGUACAGGCUUCUCAUUUCUAUCUUGCAUUCCUAAUAUUCAAAGACGUCAUGCAAUUUCCGUUCGAAUAAAAAAUUUCAAUGUGGAACUUGAGAAGAUUUCAAAGCUGGGUGAAAGAUUUUUUAUGCUGAAGAAUAUGCAACCUAAAGAAGAGAAUUCAAUAGUGAGGCAGGUGAAAACUUGUGAGCUUGUGGAGCCUAACCUCGUGGGAAAGGAAACUUUUGUUGCUUGCACAAGAUUGGUGGAACUGAUUCUGGCACAUAAAGAAAAUAAGUCAUACAAGAUUGGCAUUGUUGGAACAGGUGGUGUUGGAAAAACAACUUUGGCCCAAAAAGUAUACAACCACCAAAAAAUAAAAGGCACUUUUAGCAUGCAAGCGUGGAUUUGUGUUUCUAAAGAGUACUCUGAAGACACUCUUUUGAAAGAAGUUCUUCGAAAUAUUGGUCUAGACUAUAAGAAAGAUGAAACUGUUGGAGAACUUAAAAAAAAGCUUGAUACAGCAGUUCAAAAUAGAAGUGUAUUUAUUGUGCUAGAUGACAUAUGGAAACAUGAUGCAUGGACUAAUCUACUAAGAACUCCAUUAAACACUUCAUCUACAACAAUAGUUCUUGUGACUACACGUAAUGAUAUUGUGGCACGAGCAAUUGGUGUGCAGGAUGUUCAUCGAGUAGAAUUGAUGUCUGAUGACACCGGAUGGGAGUUGCUGUGGAAAAGUAUGAACAUUAAUGAAGAGACUGAAGUGGCAAAGCUAAGGGGUCUGGGGAAUGAGAUUAUCCGUAUGUGUGGUGGCCUUCCCCUUGCAAUCAAGGUUACUGCUAGUGUUCUAGCAACCAAAGAGAAAACCGAGAACCAGUGGAGACAACUUAUAAACAGAAGUGCUUGGUCGAUGAGCAAAGUUCCCAUUGAGCUGAGGGGGGCAUUGUAUUUGAGUUAUGACGACCUUCCAGGGCAUUUGAAGCAAUGCUUUCUAUUUUGUUCAUUAUAUCCAGAAGGCCAUGACAUGUCACGUCAUGAUCUUGUAAGGUUUUGGGUUGCCGAAGGUUUUGUACAGGAGCAAGGAGAGCAACUUCUUGAGGAUAUAGCUGAUGAAUAUUACAAUGAAUUGAUACACAGGAAUCUCCUUCAUCCAGAUCCUCAAUAUGCUGACUAUGAAUGGUGCAAAAUGCAUGAUCUUUUAAGGCAGCUUGGUCAACAUUUGUCGCAGGGUGAAUAUUUUUGUGGACAUCCACAAUCAUUGGAAGAUAAAAAUUUGUCCAAACUACGGCACAUUUCAAUUUUUACUGAUAGUGAUUCUAUAACUCUCCCCAAUGGGAACAAAGAGGAUAUUAGAGCCCGAACAUUGCUUAUUGGUUGGACCCAGUCAGUAAGAGUUGAAAAAACAAUAUUCAAAAGACUUCCAUGCAUUCGAGUUUUGGAUUUAGAAGGUUCAAUUAUACAAAAAGUUCCGGAUUCUAUUGGGUCUUUGAUCCACCUUCGGUCACUUGAUUUUGAUGAGACUGACAUAUCUUAUCUUCCCGAGUCAAUUGGUUCUCUCACAUACCUUCAAAUACUGAACUUGCAGCGGUGUCCAAAUUUGCACAGGCUUCCUUUGGCAAUCUCCAAAUUAUGCAAUUUAAGACGCCUGGGCCUUGAUGGAACACCAAUAAACCAGGUUCCAAAAGGGAUAUGUGAAUUGAAGUCUCUCAAUGAUUUGGGAGGCUUUCCAAUAGGUGGUAGCAAUGUUAAUAGUGACAGAAUGCAAGAUGGAUGGAACCUAGAAGAAUUGGAUCCCCUUUGGCAGUUGAGAAGGCUUGAUAUGAUCAAACUGGAAAGAGCAGUUCCUCCUAGUAAAGAUUCAUUGCUAGCAAACAAAAAACAUAUCAGAAAAUUAUUCCUACGUUGCAGUGAACACAUACACGAGCCAUAUUCUGAAGAUGUUGUAAUCAAUAUUCAGAAAACCUUUGAUUUGCUAAUCCCUGCGCACAACCUAGAGGAUCUCUGUUUUACGAAUUUCUUUGGUCGGAGGUUUCCAACCUGGCUAGAUACUGCUACCCAUUUGCCUUCACUGACAUACUUACGGCUCAUAGAUUGUAAAUCAUGUGUUCAUCUUCCACCAAUCGGUCAGCUCCCCACCUUGAAAUAUCUGAAAAUCGAUGGAGCCACUGCAGUCACCAAGAUUGGACCUGAAUUUGUUGGCUCUGGGGUGGGUAAUUUCAGAUCUCCAGAGGCAGUAGCUUUCCCCAAGCUUGAAACAUUGGUCAUCUGGGAUAUGCCCAACUGGGAGGAGUGGUCCUUUGUUGCUGAAGAAGAACAAGAAGAAACAACAGCAGGUACGGAAGGGGGAGAGGGUGAGGCUGCUGCAAAUCAAAAGGAGGAAGCGCCGCCUCCAAGGAUGCAGCUGCUGCCACGACUGAAGAAGUUGGACCUUGACCGCUGCCCCAAGCUAAGAGCUCUCCCAAGGCAGUUUGGAAAGGAGGCCACCAGCUUGAAGGAGCUCCAAUUAAGAGAUGUGCACAGCCUUAAGGUGGUGGAGGACAUCGGUUUCCUCUCAGAGGUCCUUUUAAUCGAAGAUUGUGAAGGCCUAGAGAGGGUCUCAAAUCUUCCCCAGGUGAGACUGCUUCGUGUAACGCUGUGUCCCAACUUGUGGUGUGUUGAGAGGCUGGACAACUUGCGCCAGCUGUUUCAGACAGAGGAUAUGGAAGGUGCCUCAUCACAGUGGCUGCCUGGACUCCAAGAGCAUCACCAACAGCUGCACGGAGAAGACAUGGAUGUCUACACUUGGAUAUAG